Molecule: messenger RNA, 3053 nt
Organism: Megachile rotundata (alfalfa leafcutting bee)
Lineage: Eukaryota; Metazoa; Arthropoda; Insecta; Hymenoptera; Megachilidae
Source: RefSeq, a predicted model, not a curated record
CGAUUUAUAUAGCACAGUUAAAUAUUAUAAAAAUGGAUCAGUGUCCUAUAACUUUUGAGCGUUGACGUAUAUCCAUCCUUGUCGCGCAACCGAGUAUGUCUGUCUUUUACGAACAGUAUAUUCUCCUUGUCGCACAAUAUCUCCUAAAUUGUACCUCUUCUAGCCUCCUGCUUUUCGGCUACCAGAAGCAACAGUGUUCCUCGGAUUAUUGUAACAUCGGAUCGAGCAUUUACAACGAACCGUGGCCAGCAAAGUCUUGAACGUGUUCUCUGAGCGCAAGAUUUAUGAGUACUGCUUGAAUAGCUUUGCCUCAGGUGCAGCCAUAAUUCAGUAUCGUCUGUCAUCAUAUUACUAUCACUGUGGGUCGGAAGAACGUUAACAUGAAAAACUUCAUAUUAUUCGUUUUACUGCUGUUGAUCGCGAAAGUUCGUCUUCAAAACCAGAACGAAAAGAAGAACCUUUGCGCAUAUUUGCACUGCAACGAAAACGAGGUCUGUGUACACCGGAAGUUCCGCUGCCGAAAUCCUCCAUGCCCCGGGAUGCUAUAUUGCGCGAAAUCUCGAACAGAAUCGUUAAGAGGACCUUCUACCUGUGAUAACGUACUUUGCACGAGUGGACAUGUGUGUAUGCUGAAAGUUCGUGGAUGUCGUUGGGAUGAAAUGAAGUGCGAACAACAAAUCGCUAGAUGCGUAUCCCGGAAAGAAUACGACGAAGGUCCUGCUUCGUGUGUUGGCUUCAAAUGUCCUCAAGGAAGGCACUGCAUUCUGCGGGAGUCAUUCUGUGUCAGACCUCCUUGUAAACUAUUGAAAAGCUGCGGAAAAAACAAAGAUGUGCACGUUUGGUUCGGUAAAUGUCGACACUUGGGUUGCCCGUCUGAGUUUGAGUGCUUUUUAAGGAAACCAGAAAACACCUGCCUGAAACCACCGUGUAAACAUACUCCAGAUUGCGUAACAACAACAGGAGACGAAAUAACGAAUGAACACUGUCGUGGAUGGAUAUGUCCGAGGCCGCAAAAAUGUUCCGCAAAAAUUGUAGGAAACUGUGAAUUAGACGAAUGCAGUGUAGAAAGAACAUGCCAGGAAGUGUCAUCGAAUUAUUCUGUAAUUAAUACCAAGGUACCUUGGAACAAUAGUCAAGAGACCAAUGAAAAAAUCAAAACUCCACAUUCAUGGUUGAACCAUUUAAAAUCGACGACCGAAUUGGACGCCAUUGAACUUUGGAUAAAGAACGCUGAGGGACAAAGAGACUUUAAGCAAUUUCAAGAUUGGCUACAAUCUGUCAAGGAUAUAUUGGGACCCGGCGCAUACAGCCACUGGCUCGAGGAAAUUUUGUCCUCGAGAGGCGAAGAAUUUCGAAAAUGGCUACGAGCUUCACACGUCGACAAGCUGGAUAGCGAGAAACCGAUAUUUCCAGGAGGAGACCGACCACAGGACCAAGCACCGCAUGUCCUGACGGAAAAUCGAUAUCCUGAUGUCCUCGAUACGCUGACCACUCCUUCAGAAAAUUCAAGUACGAAGAAUGAAGAAAACUUUCUCGCGAACGAAAAGAAUAUAACAAGCGUUAUAGAAAAUCUUCUCAUUUCCAAUAAAAUUUUGGAGACCGCUCUUCUGGAUAAUCUUAGGCAAUCCAAUCGAUCGCCGUUCCUCGAUUACAUUUUGAAAUAUCCUCUGCACGCGGGGGAGCUGAAUUUAUCUUCUUUAUUACCGAAGAAUAAAAACAUGUAUGAACAACCCUACUUUGUGUUUCCCGUGGGACACAUAAAAGUCACUGAAAGUUCUAUGUUCGACGAUCAGGACUCUCGUUCUCAUGGUGAUUCUCCAAAUCAAAAUGGAAGGAGAGUACAAAAUGGAGAGACGUUAGGACGGGGCAAUAUUAAACAUACCAAUGUUUCAGAGUUGUCAAGAAACUUGACAGUUCUCGAAGAAAAAAUAUACGAAGAUUUUAAAAAAACCCAGGAAGAAAAGCAUAAUAUUGAAAAUCCUGUGAGUCUUCCUGAAGAUAUUAAGUUGUUAAAUAAAAAUCAAUAUUUUGAUGAAAUUUCUACAGAUGCAUUGGAAAAAUUGAUUAAAUCUUUCCAAUUUUCAUCGAUGGGAGAUGUACAUCAUACUUUCAACGAUAAACCUUUUGGAAGAUAUGAACAGAAUAUCCCGCCAGAAAUUGUACAAAAUGGAGGACACUACAGAAACGAAAAUGAGAAAACUGAUCACAGAAAUAAGCUAAACAAUCAAACUUCUACAGAAAAUCCAAAACGUUUUAUUUAUAACAACAAAAAUGAUAACUUCUCACCGCAUUUAGAAUCAAACAUCUCUUUAGAUGGACCAGGUAAUAUUCACACACUCAAUCAUUCGGAUCAAUUAAGCAGUAUUUAUUCACCAGAGGCAAUAUUUAAACAAAUCAAUGACGACAAUAUGAACGAAAUGGAUCUAAAACUUCUUCUGGAAUUGAACAAGGAAAAUUAUCUACCUUACAUACAAAACAUAAUGGACGCCAUGAACGAAGAGAAUACUUCUCUGAUCAAUGGGGAGCCCAAUCAGGAAGAAACUUUAAUGAAACACUCUUUUUUGAAGGAUAAUAACCUUCGAAGUGCUAAUGAUGCCUCCGACAAAUCGAUUUCUGAACAAAUAACGUGGAGCAAUGCUUCUGCCGAUAAAAAGUUAUAUAAUUUGAACGCUACAUAUGAUUCGGGGUUUUUGAAGCAUAAAAAGUUUGGUGAUUCCCAUCAGAGUACAAUGGAAACGGUUUCAUCAGGAGUGAAGCAACAAAAUGAUUCGAGGACAACUGGACUAAUUUAUACGGACCAGGAACCUACGAUUCGAUCAUUUUACAGUCCACCGAGUUAUGGUGCCAGUAAUACUGACAUUGGUGACGGAGAUUACAAGCUUGAAACUAAUGGAGAAGAUUAUGUUGAUAAGGAUGAUCCUCAGUCUGUAGCCGAUUAUAUAAAUCGUAAUUGAUACGAACUAUGGACAAUUUGAUUAGUAUUAUUCAUGAGCAAUAAACGUUGUAAAUCUGUUUUUUAUAUUUUAGUAAGCAAUGAAAGUUAUUUUUUUGUA